Messenger RNA from Thlaspi arvense, 285 nucleotides. The record is from the annotation of a GenBank genome assembly. NCBI's taxonomy places the organism in Eukaryota, Viridiplantae, Streptophyta, Magnoliopsida, Brassicales, Brassicaceae.
AUGGUCAUAAACACAAUACAACAUGUCUCACUUGCAGCAGAUUUCAUGUACGAUGCAAUGUCGAGAGAUGCUACAGCUAGUGUUGGGUAUGACUACAAUCUUCGACAGAGCCGGCUAAGAGGUAAGAUUGAUUCUAAUGGAACAACCUUUGCUCAACUCGAAGAACGUUUGCCUAUUGGUGAUGAACUCUGUUGCAUUCUAUCCGCAGAGGUGGAUCACAUGAAGAAGGAUUACAAGUUUGGUUUCGGUGUCAAGUUGGUAACAGGUUACGGCACAGAAGUAUAA